ACUGCUUUUCCUGACUUCUCCACUGCAGUGCUCAGUCAGUUCAGUUGAUUGUUGAUUGUUGACCGCAGUGGAUCGUAGCAGUGGGUGUGACAAUUAUACAUUUUUCUUCUUCUUUUUUUUUUCAUAAUUAUUAAAUAUUAUUAUUAUUAUUAUUUAUAAUUAUAAAAAUGGGUCUUGCUGAUUACAAGGAUGUUGUUGGUACAACAGCUUCUGUUUGCACCAUGGCACAAAUGUUUUCGGGAAUGCUCGUCUGUCGAGAUAUUUACAAGCAAGGCACUGCUGAAGGAAAAGAUCCAAUUCCAUUUGUUGGAGGUAUUGGAAUGGGAAUGCUCAUGCUAGUCUAUGCUUUACUAAUGAAGGACACAGCUAUGAUUAGUGUCAACGUUUUUGGUUUAACGAUAAGCAUUUUUUACGUUAUCUUUUUUUUUCUCUACACACCAAAUAAGAGGGAAUUAGUCAAGACAUUUGCUACAGUUAUGGCAAUUACAAUUGGAUUUUUAACAUAUGCAUGGCUCGAAGAUCCAGACAAACUUGAAUUCAGAUGGGGACUAUUAAUUACUGUUGUUUUAUUUUUAUUAAUUGGUGCUCCAUUAUUUAAUCUUAAAGAAAUAAUUCGCACAAAAAACACAGAUAUACUUCCAUUUCCAAUGAUACUCAUGGGAACAAUUGUUGCAUCUCAAUGGCUUCUUUAUGGAAUUAUUCUUGAAAAUCAUUUUAUGAUUUUUCAAAAUGUUGUUGGAUUGGCUCUUCAAAUUGUUCAAUUAUCACUAUUUGUCAUAUAUCCAAGCAAUGCAGAUAAAAAAUUACAAGAAUCCAAAAAGAAAGAAUAAAUACUUGGUCAACAAAAAAAUAAAAAUAAUAAUAAUUAUUGAGCUGGACUCAUGUAAAAAUAUAAAUAAUAAUAAUAUUAAAAAUGAAAAAAUAAAAAUGUCAAAUCAUAUUACAAUGACAAUGACAGACAAUAAAUUUAUUUUUUCAAUAGAUCCAGACGAUAACUAUCUUAAUUAUUAUUAUCAUUACUUUUUGUUAUGACAUGAUUUUUUUUUUUUUUUUUUUUUUUUUAUCUUUGAAUAAGUAAAUAAAAUAUAUUACAAAGUCAUUGAAAAA
Aphidius gifuensis is the source of this 1107-nucleotide messenger RNA. RefSeq names its product sugar transporter SWEET1-like. NCBI's taxonomy places the organism in Eukaryota, Metazoa, Arthropoda, Insecta, Hymenoptera, Braconidae. The coding region runs from base 168 to 830 and encodes 220 amino acids. Gene Ontology annotation, cellular component: membrane. The transcript is spliced from 6 exons. The record is from RefSeq and is a predicted model, not a curated record. Gene Ontology annotation, biological process: carbohydrate transport. Gene Ontology annotation, molecular function: sugar transmembrane transporter activity.